Triticum dicoccoides is the source of this 750-nucleotide messenger RNA. Its product is annotated as thioredoxin-like protein AAED1, chloroplastic. Bases 1 to 750 code for a protein of 249 amino acids. Gene Ontology annotation, cellular component: chloroplast. NCBI's taxonomy places the organism in Eukaryota, Viridiplantae, Streptophyta, Magnoliopsida, Poales, Poaceae. The record is from RefSeq and is a predicted model, not a curated record. The transcript is spliced from 7 exons.
AUGGCGACGGCCGUCUCGCUCUGCCUCCCUCGCGUCCUCCACACCUCCGCUCCUCGGCCGUCGUUCCACCGCCGCGUGUCCGUCCAAGGCGCCGGCGCCACCCUCCCGGACGCGCGCCGUCUUUGUCGCCGUUCAUCGGCCGUCUCUGCCGCGGCAGGGGCUUCGCCGCCCGAAGCCGGCACCGCCGCGUGGGACUCCCUCGGCGGCGUCUCCGUCUUCGCCGCUGGCACCGGCGACGUCGUGCCGCUCAGGGACCUGUGGGACCCGUCCGAGGGGGUGGUCGCGCUGCUGAGGCAUUUCGGAUGCUUCUGCUGCUGGGAGCUGGCCUCUGAUCUGAAGAAAUCCAUGCCGAAGUUCGAGUCCGCGGGGGCUAAACUGAUCGCCAUCGGCGUCGGCACAUCUGACAAGGCACGCAUUCUCGCCGACGGGCUGCCAUUUCCUGUGGAUAGCUUGUACGCCGAUCCCGAGCGCAAGGCUUACGAUGUCUUGGGCCUGUACCACGGAUUAGGCCGCACACUCUUUAGUCCAGCCAGUUCUAAAAUAUACUCGAGGCUCGACUCCAUCAAGGAGGCCACCAAGAACUACAAGCUCAAAGGCACACCGGCAGACCUGACGGGCAUCAUGCAGCAGGGUGGGAUGUUUGUGUUUAGGGGGAAAGAACUGCUGUACGCAUGGAGAGAUGAAGGCACCGGCGAUCACGCACCCUUGGAUGAUUUUCUCGGCAUCUGUCGCCAAGUUCCGGCUGCUUGA